This is a messenger RNA of Phascolarctos cinereus (koala), 3765 nucleotides long. RefSeq names its product WD repeat domain 3 (gene WDR3). Gene Ontology annotation, cellular component: Pwp2p-containing subcomplex of 90S preribosome; small-subunit processome. NCBI's taxonomy places the organism in Eukaryota, Metazoa, Chordata, Mammalia, Diprotodontia, Phascolarctidae. Gene Ontology annotation, biological process: maturation of SSU-rRNA. Gene Ontology annotation, molecular function: protein binding; snoRNA binding. The record is from RefSeq and is a predicted model, not a curated record.
GGUGGGCCUAGGCGCAGCGAGCCGUUUGGAGAUCCGCGUGGAACCUGCGCAGAGGUUUUCUGCCUCGGUAGCUCACCUGUUCAUCGGACGCCCGGGGAGUCUCCCUGUGCUUUUUGGUGUGCCGCGGCAGGAAGCGCGGGUAGGCAGUUUGCUUCCAGUGGCAUUAGAUGGUGUGCCAUGGGGCUCACCAAACAGUACCUGCGUUAUGCUGCCAGUGCUGUCUUUGGCUUGAUUGGUAGCCAGAAGGGCAACAUUGUCUUUGUAACUCUGCGUGGCGAGAAGGGACGCUAUGUGGCAGUACCAGCCUGUGAGCAUGUCUUCAUCUGGGAUAUACGGAAAGGAGAGAAGAUUCUUAUUCUUCAGGGGUUUAAACACGAAGUUACCUGUUUAUGUCCGUCACCAGAUGGAUUGCACUUAUCUGUGGGCUAUGAGGAUGGGUCUAUCCGCAUCUUCAGUCUUCUGAGUGGUGAAGGGAAUGUGACCUUCAGUGGACACAAGGCAGCUGUCACUGCCCUGAAUUAUGAUCAGCUGGGGGGCAGACUAGUGUCUGGGUCCAAGGACACUGAUGUUAUUGUGUGGGAUGUGAUCAAUGAGAGUGGCCUCUACCGUCUGAAGGGACAUAAGGAUGCCAUCACACAAACACUGUUCCUACGAGAAAAAAACCUGCUAAUUACCAGUGGCAAAGACACUGUAGUGAAAUGGUGGGACCUUGAUACACAGCACUGCUUCAAAACAAUGGUUGGCCACCGAACUGAGGUUUGGGGACUGGCUCUGGUAUCUGAAGAAAAACGCCUCAUCACCGGAGCUGCAGACAGUGAGCUGAGGGCGUGGGACAUCACCUAUAUAGAGGAGAUGAAAGACCUUGAUGAACCCAACUCAAAGAAGAGCCGAGGAUCUUGUCUUGGGAUGCAGGGGACUCAUGGAACGGUGAUUGGGGACCCUGAAGCGGAUGAAGACCCUGAGGAUCGUAUUCUUUCAUGUAGCAAAGCUGGUUCCAUAAUGCGGGAAGGAAGAGACCGUGUUGUAAAUCUUGCUGUUGACCGGACAGGCAGGAUUCUUGCUUGUCACGGAACUGAUUCUAUUUUAGAAGUGUUUUGUAUUCUUUCCAAAGAGGAAAUUCGGAAGAAAAUGGAUAAGAAAAUUAAGAAAGCCAGGAAAAAAGCUAAAUUAAGUUCUGGGGAAGGGGAGCAAGAGGACCUUGAAGUUAGUGUGUCUCUGCAAGACGAGAUCCAGCGGGUAGCUCACAUCAAAGCUUCGGCCAAGAUCAAGUCCUUUGACUUGAUUCAUUCUCCCCAUGGAGGGUUGAAAGCUGUCUUCCUGCUGCAAAACAACCUAGUGGAAGUGUAUACCCUGAACCCAUCCACUCCUGCUCCACAGCCCAUCAGGACAGCCAGGAUCACCAUCGGGGGUCAUCGCAGUGAUGUCCGCACCUUGUCAUUUAGUUCUGACAAUAUUGCUGUCCUUUCAGCGGCUGCUGACUCUGUCAAGAUAUGGAACAGGUCUACACUGCAGUGUAUUCGGACAAUGACUUGUGAAUAUGCUCUCUCUUCAUUAUUUGUUCCUGGAGAUCGGCAGGUGAUCAUAGGAACAAAGACAGGGAAGCUGCAGCUUUAUGACUUGGCUUCAGGAAAUUUGCUGGAGACAGUUGAGGCACAUGAUGGAGCUUUAUGGUCAAUUUCACUCUCUCCAGAUCAGCAUGGCUUUGUAACUGGUGGUGCUGACAAAUCUGUCAAGUUCUGGGAUUUUGAGUUGGUGAAAGAUGAAAACUGUGCCCAAAAAAGGCUUUCUGUGAAGCAGGCCCGGAUCUUGCAGCUUGAUGAGGAAGUUCUCUGUGUGCGCUAUUCCCCCAAUCAGAAGCUGCUGGCUGUGUCUUUACUGGACUGUACAGUGAAAAUCUUCUAUGUUGACACUUUGAAGUUUUUCCUGUCUUUAUAUGGACACAAACUACCUGUUCUGUGCAUGGACAUCUCUUAUGAUGGAGCACUGAUAGCAACUGGUUCUGCAGACAGGAAUGUGAAAAUCUGGGGCUUAGACUUUGGGGACUGCCAUCGGUCCCUCUUUGCCCAUGAUGACAGUGUCAUGUAUCUGCAGUUUGUACCCAAGUCUCAUCUCUUCUUCACUGCUGGGAAGGACCACAAGAUUAAACAGUGGGAUGCAGAUAGGUUUGAACACAUCCAGACCUUGGAGGGCCACCACCAGGAGGUAUGGUGUUUGGCUGUUAGUCCUAAUGGGGAUUACGUUGUAUCUUCAUCCCAUGACAAAUCCCUAAGACUGUGGGAGAGAACAAAGGAACCGCUCAUCCUAGAGGAAGAGCAGGAGAUGCAAAGAGAAGCAGAGUAUGAGGAGAGUGUGGCCAAAGAAGACCAGCCAGUAGUUCCUGGAGAGGCUCAAGGCGACACUUAUUUUCCUGGAAAGAAAACUGUCGAAACUGUCAAAGCGGCUGAGAGAAUCAUGGAGGCUAUCGUGCUGUACCGAGAAGAGACCGCAAAGAUGAAAGAACAUGAAGCCAUUUGUAAAGCUGCAGGGAAAGAGGUUCCUCUUCCAGUUAACCCCAUCUUAUUGGCUUAUGGAAACAUCUCGCCUUCCGCAUAUGUACUGGAAGUGUUUAAAGGAGUCAAGUCGAGUGAGUUGGAGGAAGCCCUCCUGGUGCUGCCUUUCUCGUAUGUGCCAGACAUUCUGAAGCUUUUUGAUGAAUUUUUCCAGCUGGGCUCUGAUAUUGAACUCCUGUGCCGGUGCCUCUUCUUCCUCCUCAGGAUUCACUUUGGGCAAAUCAGUAGUAACCAAAUGCUUGUACCAGUGAUAGAGAAAUUGAAGAAAACAACCAUUUCAAAAGUCAGUGAAGUCCGGGAUGUGAUUGGAUUCAACAUGGCAGGCCUUGAGUUUUUAAGAAGGGAAUGUGAGGCAAAGAGUGAAGUUGAAUUUUUCUCUGAUGCCACAAGCACUUUGGAAGAGAAGAAACGGAAGAGGAAGAAAAGGGAGAAGCUGAUUAUGACAUUAACUUAGAGCUCAAACACCUGAGCUAUUUUCACAUUCCCGUUAAUCUGCCUCUCAGAAUAGAAGAAACAAUUUCCUGACCUGAAUGUUCAGAUACUGACAUCAUGGGAAAAAACACGGGGCUCUGGUCCACACUAUGCUACUGACUAGUUGUGGGACCUUGAGCCGCUCUGCUUCCAUUUUCUCAUCUGUAAAAGGAGGGGGGUUGGACUAGAUGGUCCCAUAUGGUGCCUUCCAGCUUUAAAACACUUGAGUCGUGAACUUUCAAGUACCAGAUGACAGAGGAAUCAUUGAACUGCUAAAGUACUUUGGAAGGAUCCAUGUCACAACAGGGAAAGUUAACUAAGGAACCUUGUGCAGGGCCUCAUACUUUCCUUGUUGGCCAAGGCUAGACACAUUCUUGAAUGAUUGACUUUCUUUUUCUCAUUGUUCUUAUUAAUUAGCAGAGGGGUUCUUGAACCCUUAAACUCAAGGGUUAAGGUUACCAAUUUAGGAAUUUUAUUUAUUUACUCUAUUACUGGACAUGUGUGAAUAUUCUGAGUUGCUUUUUUUUUGGUCUUUUCCCCACUAGGAAGCUUUCCUAAGGUGUAUAAUUAAGUAUCUGUUUUUCCUAAUGCAUUAUCAUUCUAAAAAGCUUAUGUAAAGCAGGAAUUCCUUGUACCUUUUACUCUAGACAUUUUUUUUGGUGUUUGUAUGUAAAAAGAUCUUUUUAUGUAAUUUGUAUUUCUUUCAAUUAAAUAAUUAUUUUUAAGUAAAAUAAGGUCAUGAUUA